AUGGCUUCAGUAGGAGCAUCUGCAGCGCUGGGAGCGGAUGUGACCCUGAAGCCCGGUGCCCCCAUCACUCCUUUCACAGCACAGCCCUUUCCCCUGCCCACUACUAGCCCUGCACACCGGCCACCUUGGGAGCAGCACCUGCCGCCCCUCAAGACCCCGUCAUUCCCUCCUGGCCGCCCCCUGGUGCUGCCCGCUUUGCCCAGGACACCUCUGGUGGCAGGAGAUGCGGGUCAAGGCCCCGUUGGGCCUGGGGCUUGUAACAUCAUGGACCAGGUCAGGUCAGAAGGGGGACGACCACAGCCCUCCCAGACUCAGACCAUUGUCCUGACUCAGGCCCCCCUCAACGGGAGUGCUCCAGGUGCCAUCUGUGGGGGUUCUGUGUGUCCUGCACCCCUCUUCUUGGAAGCCACUGCGGUGGAGAUGAUUAUGCCCCCCUCGGCUUUUGGGGGCACCCCGGCCGGCGAUGGAGGCUGGCAUCCUGGCCUUCCUCCUCAAGCUCCACCACCAGCUGCCCAGCUGGCCCCCAGCGUCCCCCGAGUGGAUCCUGGACCACGGCCACACACGGCUUCCAAGGAGGGGGGCCUGGCCACCUCCCAGUCCAAGGCCUCCCUGGAUGACGCCUGUAACCCCAAGAGUGUGUAUGAGGACUUCCGUCGUUGGCAGUGCUUCAAGGCCCUGGCCCGGGGGCACCUUCCCCAGAGUCCUGAUGCGGGAGCUCUUUGCUGCUUCCUCAUGCCAGCGCUCCGGUCCCUGUCCCACCUGAGGCCCACCAUGACGCUGGAGGAGGGAAUAGGGCAGGCCAUGCAGGAAUGGCAGAACAAGAGCAACUUUGACCGGAGGGUCUAUUUCGAGAUGGCAGAAAAGUUCAUGGAGUUUGAGGCGGGGGAGCAGAUGCAGUUUCAGAAGUUGCAGUUGAAGAAGGGGGCGCAGACCCAGCCCCUUCCUGCCCCACUGAGACCUGAUCCUCCGGGGCCCCCAGCCCCAGCGGUUGGCAGGCAGCCAGCGCGCAAUACCAGGAAGGCUGUACCCAGCGCCCAGUGCGCCCACACAGCCCCGCUGCCCCAGGAGACUGAGUCCCGCAAUGGGAUCCCUCCUGAGGCCGAGCAAGAGGACAUGGACAUCAUGGAUGAGCCGCCCAUGGGGGCGCCAGGUGGAGGAUGGGAAGAUGAAGAAAUGGAGUGGCUGCAGGAUGAAGAUCUCCUGAGCUACCUGGACCAGCUGUGCUCCCAGGAAGACUUUGUCACCCAGGUGGAGGAAGUCAUUGACCUCCAAUUCAUGGAACAAAUAAUUUCGCCAGACGCACAACAGGAUCCCUUGGCCCUAGCUGAGGAGUUGGAGCAGGAAGAAGGGCUUACUGCUGCCCAGCUGGUAGAGAAGCGAGUCCUGGCCUCCAAGGAGGGGGGCGUGCAGGCACCCCCGAGUCACGGUGCUCCCCUGUGGGACUCAAGUCCUUCUGAGUCUGCGACCAGCCAAGAUGCCCAGAGACAUGACCGUGGCCCCCAGCUGGGGGUCAGUGACAAAGCCCGCCCACCAGAGACUGACUUCAAGGACCAGCAAAGGUGUGUGGGGAACCAGCUGUUGUUCGUCUUUGCCCCUCUUUCCAGUCUCAACGUGGCUUCUGCUUUAGAUCAUGUUAUAGAAGUUCUCUUCAGCUAG
Molecule: messenger RNA, 1656 nt
Organism: Myotis lucifugus (little brown bat)
Lineage: Eukaryota; Metazoa; Chordata; Mammalia; Chiroptera; Vespertilionidae
Product: NUT family member 2G-like
Exons: 8
Coding region: 1-1656 (551 amino acids)
Source: RefSeq, a predicted model, not a curated record